AUGCUCUGGGUGCUGAAGAGGAAGAAGGUAUUGCUGGACUGCCCGUUUCUGUCCAGGUCGGAAGUUCCAUUAUUUCGACCCGUUUUCUACAACUCUUCAGGGAAGUAUCCACACCUGAACCUGAAUCACGGACGAAGCUUUUCAGCUUUUCUUUCUGCUCCUAUCGAGCCGACCAACCAGCUGCCAACUCCCCCAUCCAUUGUGAGCGUGCAUCGAAACGCCAACAUACAGCAGAAUGGCCAAAAGGCCGGAGCCGUUAAAACACCUCCGAAGUCGCGCUACGUUGAUCUACUUCCACAAAGGCCGAGGGCGACUCCCGAGAACGAGGGAGAUGAGGAGGACGAAGACGCCUCGGAGAGCGAGGAAGUAGAAGGCUCCGAGGAGGAAUCGGGGGACGAGGGCGGCGCUGAAUUGGGCUCCGAAGGUUCGGAUGAUGACGAAGAUAUGUUGUCUGGCGAAGAUGACUCUGGAGAUGAUGAAGCCGACGCCGCUUCAAGCGCGGACGACGAAACUGCAGCUGCAGAGGUUCUAGAGAGAGCCGCUACACGUGGCCCAUCUCAAGACGAGGCACGGAAACGGAAACGGAAACAACGAGAUGACGACGAGGACCUCGAGGCCAACUACCUCGAGCGCUUGGCAAACGAAGAAGAGCCGUCGGGAAAGCGGCACAAGGCAGACUCGACGGAGAAGGAUGUGGUGCCGACAGCUUCCAAGGUUGAAAAGGAGGACGACGACGAAUUAGGAGGUGACGUGCCCGUUCACGAAUCAGUCGCUGCCCGCCCUGCAGUAUCCGAGCUAGAGAAGGCGAACCGCACCGUCUUCCUCAGCAACGUUGCAGCCGAAGCGAUUACUUCGCGCAAGGCCAAGAAAACGCUGCUCAAACACCUCUCGUCCAUCCUUGACAAGAAAGCAGACCCGCCUCAAAAGGUAGAAUCGAUACGAUUCCGCUCGACGGCUUUUGAGUCGGCAGGGAUACCGAAACGCGCUGCAUUCAUUAAGAAGGAAGUCUUGGAGGCCACCACAAAGUCUACCAAUGCCUACGCCGUCUAUAGUACCACUGCGGCGGCGCGGCUCGCUGUGGCGCAGCUGAAUGGCACCGUUGUGCUUGAUCGGCAUCUCCGUGUUGAUAGCGUAGCCCACCCGGCAGCUGUCGAUCAUCGCCGCUGCGUUUUUGUCGGUAACCUCGGCUUCGUAGAUGACGAGAGCGUAUACAACGUCAAAGUUAAUGAAGAGGGCAAAGAGGUGGGUGAGCGGCGCAAACGGACCAAGACACCAAUGGACGUCGAGGAAGGGCUCUGGCGUGUCUUUGGCAAAGAGGGCGGCAAAGUUGAGAGUGUCCGCGUCGUGCGAGACGCCGCGACCCGCGUAGGCAAGGGCUUCGCCUACGUCCAGUUCUACGACGGCAACUCAGUCGAAUCGGCGAUCCUCAUCAACGGCAAGAAAUUCCCCCCGAUGCUCCCGCGCGAACUCCGCGUCACCCGCUGCAAAGCCCCGCACAAGACAGCCCGCGCAAUGGAGGCACGCAACCAAAGAGCCCCCGCGGCUUCCGACCGCAAGGGCGGCAAGCCCGGCACCGGCAGCAACAGCGAAGGAAAGUACGUGCCCAAGCCCACGGCCGAGUCCCAGACCCUCGCAGGGCGCGCGAGCAAACUGCUCGGCCGGUUUGGCGCGGCGAAGCUCACGGGUAAGGCUCCCGGUCUGAACAACAAGAAGAGGCGGGACCGGCGCGACCGGUUUGUGAACCGCGGCGGCGAGGCCGCGGGCGGGGAGACGAGCGGGAUCAAGGGGCCGGAGCAGUUCGUCUUUGAGGGGCGGCGCGCCAGCGCGAAGGACGGCAAGCCCAAGGACUUGAAGUUCAAGAAGGGGAAGACCAAGGCCAAGCCGCCUAAUAAGAAGGGCAGGGGUGGCAAGGUUGGAAAAUACUAG
Messenger RNA from Chaetomium globosum CBS 148.51, 1926 nucleotides. RefSeq lists its product as uncharacterized. Bases 1 to 1926 code for a protein of 641 amino acids. Lineage: Eukaryota; Fungi; Ascomycota; Sordariomycetes; Sordariales; Chaetomiaceae. The record is from RefSeq and is a predicted model, not a curated record. The transcript is spliced from 3 exons. Gene Ontology annotation, molecular function: RNA binding.